UCAUUUUGCUCCCGAUUCCAGAUUAACCCUAACCAAAAAUGUCAGCUUGGAGUUGGGAUUUUGUUAUUUUCGUCUUAAUUUCAGUUCAAUGUAGCCUAACUUUGUCUGAUUCAGACCCGAUAGCUCAGCAGAAGUUGGACCAGGUAAAGGACCUGCCUGGUCAAAAUUUCAAUGUCGAGUUCGAACAUUAUGCUGGCUAUGUAACAGUGAAUCAAGAGUCUGGGAGAGCUCUGUUUUACUGGUUGACUGAGGCUGUUGAGGAUCCUGCUUCAAAACCUCUUGUUCUUUGGCUCAAUGGAGGGCCUGGAUGUUCAUCAAUUGCAUAUGGGAUGGCUGAAGAACUUGGUCCAUUCCAUGUCCAGAAAGAUGGAAAGUCCCUUUACUUGAACCCAUACUCUUGGAACAAUGUGGCAAAUUUAUUGUUUCUUGAUUCCCCUGUUGGAGUUGGCUAUUCUUAUUCAAAUACAACUUCGGAUAUUUAUAACAAUGGCGAUAAAAGAACUGCUGCGGAUUCGCUUGAAUUCCUAUUAAAUUGGAUCGAGCGGUUCCCCGAAUAUAAAGGAAGGGAUUUCUAUAUAACCGGCGAGAGCUAUGCAGGACAUUAUGUACCUCAAUUAAGCCAAGCCAUUGUGAGACACAACAAAGCCAAUGUUGAAAGCCCAAUUAAUCUCAAGGGUUACAUGGUGGGGAAUGCUCUAAUCGAUGAUUACAGUGAUCAUAUUGGGCGUUACGAAUAUAUGUGGGCAUCUGGUUUGAUCUCGGACCAAACUUACAAGAAAUUGAACAAAGUAUGCAGCAACGAAUCCUUUUUUAACCCGGCGCAGCAGUGUGUCGAAAUAACGGAUAUUGCUUAUCAAGAAAUGGGCAACAUCGAUUUUUAUAGCAUCUUUACUCCUACUUGUACCACCAAUGGCAUCACUAAGAGGCUUAUGAGACGAUGGCAUAAGGUCCAGCAGAGUUAUGAUCCGUGCACGCAGCAACACUCCUUGGUUUACUUCAAUUCGCCGGAGGUCCAAAAUGCACUUCAUGUUUAUCAGAGUAACAACACAUCAAGAAGAUGGGAAAUCUGCAGCGAUGCUGUAGAGAUGUAUUGGAAAGAUUCUCCUACGUCCAUGCUCGAUCUCUAUCAUGAACUUAUAAGUUCAGGACUUCGUAUCUGGGUAUACAGUGGUGAUACGGAUGGGGUGAUUCCCGUUACUUCUACACAUUACAGCAUAGACGCUCUAAACCUUACAACGAUCAACCCUUGGCAUGCCUGGUACGAGGACGGCCAGGUGGCAGGACGGACACAAACGUAUGAAGGGUUGACCUAUGUAACCGUUAGAGGAGCCGGGCACGAGGUACCUUUGCAUAAACCGAAGCAAGCGCUCACCCUCAUCAAGUCUUUCUUAGCAGGAACUUCCAUGGCACCAUCUGAGCAGGUGAUCAAGUCCAAAACUUCUGCUUCAGAAAAACUUCAAACCUUUAUCAUAUGAGAUGUGAGCCAUCUAAUCUAAGCAGUCAAGGCCGUCGUUUUUGAAAUUUUGCCACGAUCGUAAUUUGAUACAAUUGGCUAUUGCGCGUUUGUAGAUUGUGGAAAAAUUUAGGUUCAUGUAAUAAG
Cynara cardunculus var. scolymus (artichoke) is the source of this 1600-nucleotide messenger RNA. RefSeq names its product serine carboxypeptidase II-2-like. The record is from RefSeq and is a predicted model, not a curated record. Gene Ontology annotation, biological process: proteolysis. Bases 39 to 1475 code for a protein of 478 amino acids. NCBI's taxonomy places the organism in Eukaryota, Viridiplantae, Streptophyta, Magnoliopsida, Asterales, Asteraceae. Gene Ontology annotation, cellular component: vacuole. The transcript is spliced from 10 exons. Gene Ontology annotation, molecular function: serine-type carboxypeptidase activity.